AUGUCUGACAACGCCGCGAAAGUCGUGGCCAAAUCGCUGGUCAAAGAAGCUGAGGAACUCAAUUUUCUCGUUCCAUCAUCAACUGACGUCGAUCCGAAGGCCAUCAUCGAAGUCGCCUUCCGAACUCUGCUCGGCAACGGCAUGACCAUCGUCAAGAUUGAGGAAAUGGUCGACGACGUCCUCAAUGAGCUUGAAGCCGAGCAGACCAACGAAGCCCUGAAGAGCAAGAAUUCGAAUGGCAAGGCUGCUACUGCCCGCCGCCCCGGGGCGGGGUUUCGCUGGAAUGAUUCGGAUGCCAAUUUCGAAACUGAGGCUGCUUCUUGGGAUGAUUGGGACUACGCCGGCGCCAGACCCGGGAAUUUGAAAGAAAAGUCCGCGGCAUAUUGGCCUCCUCUCCCGCCGCGUUCGCCUACUCCCCAGGAAUGGGAGGGGAGCUGGGACUGGUAUUGA
Molecule: messenger RNA, 450 nt
Organism: Thermothielavioides terrestris NRRL 8126
Lineage: Eukaryota; Fungi; Ascomycota; Sordariomycetes; Sordariales; Chaetomiaceae
Exons: 3
Coding region: 1-450 (149 amino acids)
Source: RefSeq, a predicted model, not a curated record